Molecule: messenger RNA, 1797 nt
Organism: Cuscuta campestris
Lineage: Eukaryota; Viridiplantae; Streptophyta; Magnoliopsida; Solanales; Convolvulaceae
Source: the annotation of a GenBank genome assembly
CUUAGUGCAAAACAUUAUUGGGGGGUAGUAGAGGUUAAGAGUCUUAUCCACAUAAGGAAGUCCUAAGAUUCUUGCACACAAGGCAGUGUUCCCAAUGGCUAAUAAUCCACCAAACACACCACCUUUACUUUUCUUUGGUUUUCUCUGUUUAUGGCUUUCAUGCACAAAUUCAUCAUCUUCAUCUUCUUCUUCAACCCAAAAAGCACAGGAUUUUGAUAGAAUAAGGCAUUUGCCAGGGCAACCAAACAGGCCAUUAGUGACACAGUACUCAGGCUACAUCACAGUUAAUGAGUCUCAUGGGAGGGCCCUCUUCUACUGGUUCUUUCUAGCCCAAUCCCAACCCUCAAUCAAACCUCUCAUUCUAUGGCUAAAUGGAGUUUUGAGAAUAUAUAAAUAAAUAAAAAGAAGGGCGUGUUUGGUAUGAAAAAAACAACAGGACCAGGUUGCUCAUCAAUAGGAUAUGGAGCUGCUUCAGAGUUGGGUCCUCUCAGAGUUCAUGAAAAUGGAUCUGCUCUUCACUUCAACAACUAUUCUUGGAACAAAGAAGCCAACUUAUUGUUUGUGGAGUCUCCAGUGGGCGUUGGCUUCUCAUACACAAACACUUCCUCUGAUCUGACCACUCUGGAUGACCACUUUGUUGCCCAAGAUUCAUACAACUUCAUAGUCAAUUGGCUUGAAAGAUUCCCACAGUUCAAGAAUCAUGACUUCUUCCUUGCAGGAGAGAGCUAUGCAGGCCACUACGUUCCCCAACUAGCCGAGGUUAUUUUUGACCGAAACAAGGAUAUGAAGAAAUACCCACACAUAAAUCUCAAGGGUUUCAUAGUAGGAAACCCAGAAACCAAUGAUUAUUAUGAUUACAAAGGGCUUUUGGAAUAUGCAUGGAGCCAUGCAGUGAUUUCAGAUCAAACCUAUGACAAAGCCAGAGAAACAUGCGACUUUGCAAGCUCUAAAUGGUCGAAUGAAUGCGACGAAGCCAUAUCAACUGUGUUCUCGAGAUACGAAGAAAUCGAUAUCUAUAAUAUCUAUGCUCCCAAAUGUCUUCUGAACGAAUCUUCGUCGCAAAUGGGUAUUAAUAACAAUGCGAAUGGAAGGAUGAUAAAGCGAAUCCCAGCAGGGGGUUACGCGCCGUGCUAUUCAUCCUAUGCAGAGGAUUACUUCAACAAGAUUGACGUUCAAAUGGCUUUCCAUGUGAAUAUUAGAGAACCCGUAGGCUCAACCGUCCAUUGGAAGGCAUGCAGCGAUCCUGUGUAUAAUGCGUACAAGUCCACUACCUUAUCCGUGCUCCCGAUUUAUCAAAAGCUAAUCAAAGGAGAACUCAAAAUUUGGAUUUACAGUGGGGAUGCUGAUGGGAGAGUGCCAGUGAUCGGGACAAGAUAUUGGAUAGAAGCUCUUAAGCUACCUUUGAAAACCCAAUGGCGCUCUUGGUUCCACAAUCAUCAGGUUGGAGGAAGGAUAACUGAAUACAAUGGCUUGACGUUUGUAACGGUGAGAGGGGCAGGUCACCUCGUACCACUCGAUAAACCGAGUGAAGCUCUAGCACUUGUACACUCUUUCUUGUCGGGUGAAGAACUUCCGCGAGAGAGAUGAAUUGAACAUCACAAAUCUUUUGUUUAUUUGUAUCAUUUGGAAGAAUUUAUGAACAUAAGAACACAAAGUAGAUUAGUUCAAGUAUGUUUGUGAAAUACUGAAAGUUAAACAAGUUCGUCAAUCUUUUCAUUUGACUUUUCACUGUAUUCAAUGCAAAUGCAACUCUUUGACAAUGAAUAUCUUUUUUAUAAAUAAAUAUAUGGUGUAUAU